Messenger RNA from Parastagonospora nodorum SN15, 1173 nucleotides. RefSeq lists its product as hypothetical. The record is from RefSeq and is a predicted model, not a curated record. NCBI's taxonomy places the organism in Eukaryota, Fungi, Ascomycota, Dothideomycetes, Pleosporales, Phaeosphaeriaceae. Bases 1 to 1173 code for a protein of 390 amino acids. Gene Ontology annotation, molecular function: hydrolase activity. The transcript has a single exon.
AUGGCAAGUUCCAAAGAAUGCGAAGCUCUACCGCCUUUGCCGCUACCUGAGGGCGUCACCGAAAACUACGUCCACUGUCCAUCCAAUGGCCUCACUUUCCACAUAUUAGAGUCUGGUUACACGCCGCAGCGCGACAAACCUCUUCUGAUUCUCUGCCACGGCUAUCCGGAGUUGGCCUUCUCCUGGAGGAAGGUCAUGCCUGCGCUUGCUGAAUCAGGCUACUACGUUGUCGCCUUUGAUCAACGAGGCUAUGGUCGAACCACCGGCUGGGACACUUCGCCAUUCGGCGAGACUGACAUGUCCCAAUUCACACUGACGAGCAUUGUGCGCGACGUUGUUGCGCUGGUAUUUGCAUUGGGUUACCGGAAAGUCGCAUGCAUUGUAGGCCAUGACUUUGGAGCAGUCACCGCAAGCAGAUGCGCGCUCAUGCGCCCAGAUUUAUUCAGGAGCGUCGUCAUGAUGAGCCAUCCUUUCAAGGCGCCUCCAGAGCUACCGUUCAAUCUAGCACAUGGUAAAGGAGAACACCCAGCACAGCCAAUCGAUAUUCAAGCAGAACUCGCGAAGCUUGGAACACCCAGGAAGCAUUAUAAGUAUUACAACAGCACGAAAAAUGCUGCACGGGAUUGGUCAACUCCAGCGCAAGGUCUUCAUGACUUUCUUCGGGGCUAUCUUCACGUCAAAUCUGCAGACUGGAAGGCCAACAAUCCUUACCCACUAAAAGCGUGGAGCGCAGAGGAGCUCGCAAACAUGCCCUACUACUACAUCAUGCCCCGCGACAAAUCAAUGCCAGAGACGAUAUUCGAGAUGAUGGCUUCUGAGGAUGCAUCUGCAACGAAGCGAUGGAUGUCAGAUGAAGACCUCGACGUAUACGUGCAAGAGUGGUCGAGGACUGGCUUCCAGGGCGGUCUGAAUUUCUACCGGACGACCACAGACCCUUCCAAGAUGAAAGACGUCGAGUUGUUCGCUGGGAAAAAAAUCGAGUGCCCGGGUACCUUCAUCUCCGGAAAGCAGGAUUGGGGCAAUUAUCAACAACCUGGAGCCUUCGAAGAUUUUCCCAAGUCAUGCUCAGAUUUCAGAGGUGUCAAGUUGAUCGAUGGCGCUGGGCAUUGGCCACAACAGGAGCAGCCUCAGAGGGUUGUCGAGGAGAUUUUGUACUUUCUUACGAGUCUCUGA